CUGGCACAGGGUGGAUUUGCAAUAGUGUUUCUGGUGAGGACUAACAACGGGAUGAAAUGCGCCCUGAAGCGGAUGUACGUCAACAACGAGUACGACUUGCAGGUCUGCAAAAGGGAGAUCCAGAUCAUGCGGGAUCUGUCUGGCCACAAGAACAUUGUGGGAUACAUUGAUUCCAGCAUAAACUCCGUAAGCAGCGGGGACGUGUGGGAAGUGCUCAUAUUGAUGGACUUCUGUCGAGGGGGUCAGGUGGUGAACCUCAUGAACCAGCGCCUGCAGACGGGCUUCACGGAGACCGAGGUCCUGCAGAUCUUCUGUGACACCUGCGAAGCCGUGGCCAGGUUGCACCAGUGUAAAACACCCAUCAUCCACAGGGAUUUGAAGGUUGAAAACAUCCUGCUGCACGACCGUGGCCACUAUGUCCUGUGUGACUUUGGAAGUGCUACUAACAAAUUCCAGAACCCUCAGACAGAAGGGGUGAAUGCAGUAGAGGAGGAGAUCAAAAAGUACACUACGUUAUCCUACAGAGCACCAGAAAUGGUCAACCUCUACAGUGGCAAACUUAUUACUACAAAAGCAGACAUAUGGGCCCUUGGCUGUUUGCUGUACAAGCUGUGUUACUUCACCUUGCCCUUUGGAGAGAGUCAGGUGGCAAUCUGUGAUGGCAACUUCACCAUUCCAGAUAAUUCCCGGCACUCGCAGGACAUGCACUGCCUCAUCCGGUAUAUGCUUGAGCCAGACCCUGAUAAGAGACCUGAUAUUUAUCAGGUCUCCUACUUUGCAUUCAAACUGGCAAAGAAGGAAUGCCCAGUCCAGAACGUCCAGAACUCUCCAAUCCCCGCUAAACUCCCAGACCCGGUUAAAGCAAGUGAAGCUGCUGCAAAGAAGAGUCAACCCAAGGCCAGGCUGACAGAUCCCAUCCCUACAACAGAAACUUCCAUAGCACCCCGCCAGAGACCUAAAGCAGGACAGACACAACCCAACCCUGGAAUUCUGCCCAUUCAGCCAGCCCUGACACCCAGGAAGAGACCCACGGUUCAAGCAGCCAUUCAGCCACAAGUUGCAGGCCCUGCUGCCCUGGGCAGUGGGCAGCCCUCGCUCCCUGCUAGUGUUCCCCAGCAGAAAGCAGCACCUCAGCAGGCUCCAGCACAGCCACAAGCCAAGCAGGCGCCGGCUCCGCAGCAAGCGCCGCAGGCACAGCCCCAGGUCCCCUCUACCCAGCCACAAGCCACACCUCAGCAUCAACAGCAGCUUUUCUUGAAGCAGCAGCUUCUGCAGCAGCAGCAGCAGCAGCAACAGCAGGCUGCCUAUUACCAGCAGCAGCAGAUGAUGCAGGCUCAGCAGUUCCCAGUGAUGCAGCAAGGAGCGCCAGCACAGCAGCAGCUCAUGCAGAACUACUACCAGCAGCAGCAGCAGCAGCAGCUGAUGGCCCAGCAGGCAGCAAUGCAGCAGAAGACAGCAGGAGCAGCAGGUCAGCAGAAGCAGCAAGCCCCAGCCCCGCCGCAGCCCCAGCCCCAGCAGAGUGCGGCCCAACCAGCGCAACCGCAGGAGCAAGUGAUGCAGGCACAAAUGAGGCCACAGCAAAAACCUCAGACGACGCCCCCUCCAGCAGUGCAGGGUCAGAAGCUGGGCUCUCUCACCCCUCCAUCCUCCCCCAAGACCCAGCGUGCAGGACACAGGAGGAUCCUGAGCGACGUGACCCACAGCGCGGUGUUCGGGGUUCCAGCCAGCAAGUCCACCCAGCUCCUGCAGGCAGCUGCUGCUGAGGCCAGUCUCAACAAGUCCAAAUCUGCUUCCACCACACCCUCGGGUUCCCCAAGGACCUCCCAGCAGAAUGUCUAUAACCCGCCCGAUGUCUCCACGUGGAAUCCAUUUGAUGAUGAUAACUUCUCCAAACUCACAGCUGAGGAGCUGCUGAACAAGGACUUUGCAAAGCUGGGUGAUGGGAAAGCUCCAGAAAAGAUGGGCAGUUCCACAGAGAACUUGAUUCCAGGUUUCCAGCCAGCUUCAUCUGCAGCCCAGCAGGAUGCAUUUGGUGGCUCUUCCUUCACUGCUGGAUCAGCUGAAAAAACGAAAGACAUUCUGAGUUUGGACACUACCCCUCCUCUUCUGACUGUGCCUGAUCCUUUCAUUCCUCUCCCAUUAUCCGACACACCAGAAAAACUGAUUGAGGGACUCAAAUCUCCUGAGACUGCGCUUCUGCUCCCUGAUAUCCUGCCUCUUGCUGACCCCUUCGGUAGCACCUCAGAUGCUGUGAAUGGAAAACCUGACGUAGCUGUUGAGAGUCUCAUACCGGGCCUCGAGGCGCCGCUGCCCCAGCGCCUCGUGUCACAGACUGAGUCGGUGGCCUCCAACAGAACAGACUCUCUAACUGGGGAGGACUCUCUGCUUGACUGUUCUCUGCUUUCUAACCCUGCUGCUGACCUCGUGGAUGAGUUUGCUCCUGUAGCUUUCGCAGCUCAACCUCACAAAGAAGAUACUAACCUGAUAUCAGGCUUUGAUGCUCCUGAGGGCUCUGAAAAAGUGACAGAAGAUGAGUUUGACCCAAUUCCAGUGUUGAUAUCCAAAAAUUCACAAGGUCUGCAGAGGGAUCCAGCCUUAUUCCCAGGUGUAGCUCUUGAACUCCAUAAAGGACCUUCUGGCAGUGAUGGACUUGCUUUGUACAAGGGUCAGUCUGAGAUGCGGGAGGUGAAGACACAGCACAACUCAGAGUCAGACUACUUGGCAAAAGAUGGUCCUUCAAGCAACAGCUCCUUCUACAGCAGUGAAGGAGAGGGGACAGACCACGAAGGAGACAUUCUGGAUUGCAGCGGGUCCAGGCCUUUGCUGAUGGAUUCGGAAGAGGAAGAGGAAACCUGCAAGUUGUGCACAGGGUUCCUGCAGUCUGUGCCCAGGGAAAGGCCUGAGGCCUCCAAAGAAGAUCCCCACUGCCAGUCUUCCCAGCCUAGAGCAGGGGAGUCGCUGUUCCCUGCCUUCCAGUCACACACGGGGGAGGUUUUUAACGAGCCAGAUGUCUUUGCCACGGCUCCUUUCCGAAGCAUGAGAAAAGUGCCUGAUGAGGUGGAUGUCUUUACCAAAGCUCCUUUUAUCUCCAAGGGCAACAUGGCUCUUAGGCAUCCAGAAGAAGCAGAUGUGUUUCUGAGAGCCCCUUUCACUAAGAAGAAAAGCAUGGAAGAGUUGACUUCCCAUAGUACAUCUAAAGAGUCAUUCACACCACCCAUCCUCCUGAGUCAGGGAGGCGAAGUCCAACACCGAGCCAACCCCGUGAUCCCAAGCCUGGACUCAGCAAUGUGUGGGUCCACAGCUGUGGCGAGAGCUCAGUAUCCCUCUGCUGGGUUUAAUCAGCCAGGAAAUCUUCAUCCCUCUUCCGUCAGAGCCACAGAGAGCCAGGAGCACAUCCCUGCUAAAGGCUGUGUGCCGCAGGAGCAGGGUGGCACUGCCAGUGAGAGGUUUUGAUCAACUUAAAAAAUGAAAAGCAGCUGUGUUUCAUAUCAAAUUCCCGCCCACCCCCCCCCCCCCACCCCCCCCCGCCACUACAGUCCAGAAGAUGGGCAGGGGCUCGACGUGAAGCCCAUAGCUGCUUACAAAGUGGUUUCUCAGACCAACAGACAGGCGAUAGCAGGAUCUGUCUCUGUUGUGCCUCUGUCUUCCAGGACUACAGAGCUGCCCGGCGGGGAUCCCUUUGCUUCAGCACCCUUCCCUUCCAAAGCAGGAAAGCAAAAGCCUUAA
Messenger RNA from Nestor notabilis (Kea), 3726 nucleotides. RefSeq names its product AP2 associated kinase 1 (gene AAK1). The transcript has 21 exons. Lineage: Eukaryota; Metazoa; Chordata; Aves; Psittaciformes; Psittacidae. The record is from RefSeq and is a predicted model, not a curated record. Gene Ontology annotation, molecular function: ATP binding; protein kinase activity. Gene Ontology annotation, biological process: protein phosphorylation.